Durusdinium trenchii is the source of this 1917-nucleotide messenger RNA. The record is from the annotation of a GenBank genome assembly. Lineage: Eukaryota; Dinophyceae; Suessiales; Symbiodiniaceae.
AUGUGGAACCAUGGAACCUUUUUGGGCAUCCAAAAACAUAACUAUUUUCGGAACAACGACUCUGUGCUGUUGGCGCCUCCGCUUCCCAUUGAGGAGGAGCAAAAAACAUCACGGCCUGAGUUGGCGCCGUACACGCCGCCUCAUGUGGUGGCUGCGAGUAAGACUGUGACCCGACCGAGAGAAGAUGUUCCAGACUUUCCCUCACUGAUUGUUGGCAACUUUGCCUCAGGGAAGUCAAGUGCCCUCACAGCGCAAAAAACAGCUGCAUCUGCCAUGAAGUGGUGUGAACAACAGGGAGGACACCCGGACUCGCAGGAUCAUGUGAGUCGAAUUGCUAGACUUGGUGCUUCUGGCAAGUUUCCUGGGAACGUUGAGCGUGACAUGCACACCUUCUUGAAGGGAUUGAACCAGCGAUUGGGUGCCAAAAUCUCUACUAUCAGGGCAAGGAUGUACAACCACACCGCUGCGAGGGAGGAGUGGCAACCAAUGGAAAUCCUCUAUCCUGACGACCUUGCAUCAGCAUUGUUUUCGAGAAGCAAAGAAGCUUUCAUCAAAUGUAUGUUUGCUGACGUGGACGCCGAUCGAUUUUGGAACCAUUGUGCUGCACACUGUGAGUGGUUCAAGCAGCACAGCUUGAACACUUACCCACGAAGGGACCGCUUGAUCCCUUUUUCUCUUUACGGAGACGAUGUACAAUGUUACAGAAAUUCUGAAGUGGGCACUGUGUCAAUCAUAGCGUGGACAAGUGACUUCGCUUAUGGCAACACAUCUCUUUGCCGUUAUUUCCCUAUAGCUGUUUACUCUGAGCACUGCAGCACCGAGAACACUCACGACGACAUUAUGAAGUGUGUCAUGGCCCGGCUGAAGCAGAUGUGUUCCUGCGAGCACCUGUUUGAUUGGAGCGCUGAUGGGUUUUGCUUUAUGUUCUCCAGCGUUCAGGGGGAUCUCAAAUGGAUAUUUGACCGCUAUGGUUUGCACAACUUCCACGCAAAUGCGUGUUGCAGCUUAUGUGGCGCGGUUAAGAACCAUGCGAAUUUGAGCAUGACCAUUGCCGACUUCAGACCAACAGCUGCUCACAUCAACUCCGAGCCAGAUCUGAGUGGCUUUCUCGCCAGGAACUCCUCAGUGUUUCAGUUGGCCACCCGCGACAGGGUGUUGCAUGAUGUCAUGCACGGACAACUGCUUGGAACAGGAAAGGUGUUGAACGGGAGUGUGCUGGUUUACAUGUGUGAAUCUGGUGUGUUUGGAGAUUUUCAGCCAGGAGGAGCUGGUAUUUAUGAACAGUGCUUGGAAAGUGUAUUACGUGCUGCGCACUGUGACUUCUUGAGGUUCAAAAAAGAAAGGGGUAUCCAAACUGUGCAACCUCGCUUUACACCUUCAAGGUGCUCAAGGAAGACUAGAAUGCAAUACCCGGUGCUUUCUAGCAAGGCAGCAGCAUCAAAGGCCGUGACCAUGUGGCUGGCAAAUCGUGCCUGCAGUUUUGCUCUCCGAGAUGGUGCAAGUGAAAUGGAUCGCCUUGUUUGCACAUGCGUUCAGACGUAUGCGAUGGCUCUCAAUAUCAUGGACGAUUGUGGCCUUGUGAUGACGGCGGGGGAGUCUGGUGCAUUUUACGAUGCCAUCAUGACACACCUUCAAACCUUUGCAUUGCUCAACAAGCGGUCUCGGCAGUUGACUGGACGCGUGAUUGGGAGGAAUAUGUUUAUUCUUUUGCCGAAGCAUCAUCAUUUGAUGCACGCUGCACAACGCACCAAGCUGGAAAGGAUCAAUCCAAGAUCGUGGUCGCUGUUCAGCGGCGAGGAUUUCAUUGGCCGCAUCGGCCGUAUUGCUAGAGUGUGUCACAGGAGCACCGUUUCAUUUAGAGUUCUUGAGCGCUACUUAGCUCUCAUGUACUUGGAGCUGGCUAAGCUAAUCCCAUAA